GGUGGGCGGGGAUGGUGAAAGGGGGGAAGCCCCUGAAAUUAUAAAUAAGAAGUUCAGCCCCUCCCCCCACCCCAAAACUGAGAGAAAAAGUUAAAAAAAAAAAAAAGGAAUAAAAAAGUGCACUCUUGGUAAGGGCAGUCCCGGUCGUUCUUGCGGGGAGGGGUGGGGCUGGCCGCCAUCUUGGGUGUGGUGGGGCAGCAUCCUCGCACCAGGUCGCCAUGUUGGAUGUGGCAACAAAAGCGGGUUGUGCUGUUCGCCAUUCCGGGCGUGGCCGUGCUGCUGUCGCCGCCAUGUCGGGGGUGGCACGGGGGAGGGGAGGCGAUACACACCAUUUUGGGUGUGGCGCCGGGAUUGUGGCAGCCAUCGUGAGUGUGGUAUUGGUUCGUGUGGCGCCGUCUUGAGUGUGGUUUUUUUGUGGUCGCCAUGUUGGGUGUGGCGAUGGACGGACUCCGCGGCUUUUCCCGCUGCGCCGGAAGUUGCGUCGCUACUCGGCGCCAGAGAUCCCCGGUGGCGUGGGAACCGCCGCCAUGACCCGGUCCCGACGACAGGUGGAGGCGUCCCGGAAGAAGCGCGUCCAGGCCCGGCGCGCGCGUGUCGGGAUCAAGAAGGACCCGGGGGUGCCGCAGCUUGGCCGCUUCGCCGCCUUCGUGCAGCAACAGAGCAAGACCCGGCAGAAACGGGUACAGGAGGUGCAGCAGAGCUCACACCUGGCCGUGCACCUGGCGGAUGCUCUGCAGCGACAGCAACAUUUCCAGAGCCAGGAGAAGGAAGAGGAGGAGAAGCCCCCCCAGCCCCCCCAGGAUGAGGCAUCACUGCGACAGUUCGGGCGGGAGCUGCGCAAGGUGCUGACAGCAUCUGACGUGGUGCUGGAGGUGCUGGAUGCCCGCGACCCCCAGGGCUGCCGCAGCCCCCGGCUCGAGGGGGCUCUGCGGCCGCACCAGCGCCUCGUGCUCGUCCUCAACAAGAUUGAUCUGGUGCCACGGGACGUGGUGGCCGCGUGGCUGAAGCAUCUCCGGGCCGAGUUCCCCACCGUGGCCUUCAAGGCGUGCACGCAGCAGCAGAGCCGAAAUCUGAAGCAGAGCCGGGUGCCAGCAGCCACAGCCCCCGAGGAGGUGCUGGCAGGGGGAGCCUGCGUGGGGGCCGAGAGCCUCCUGCACAUCCUGAGCAACUACGGCCGCUGCGGGGGGGCCAAGACCUCCAUCACCGUGGGGGUCGUGGGGUACCCCAACGUGGGCAAGAGCAGCCUCAUCAACAGCCUCAAACGCAGCCGAGCCUGCGGGGUGGGGGCCAUGCCUGGGGUCACCAGGUGUCUGCAGGCCGUGCAGCUGGACCGGCACAUCCGGCUCCUGGACUGUCCUGGCGUCGUGCUGGACUCGGGGGACCCCCCGGCCGCUGCCCCCCUGAGGGGGGCCCUGGCCCCGCAGCGUCUGCGGGACCCCCUGACCCCUGCCUGCGCCAUCCUGCGCCGCUGCCCCACCCAGCAGCUGAGCGAGCUCUACGGGGUCCCCCCCUGUGCUGAGCCCCUGCAGUUCCUGGCCCACCUGGCUCGGCGGCAGGGCCGGCUCCGGCCGGGGGGGCUGCCGGACGCCAACGCCGCCGCCACGGCCCUGCUGAGAGACUGGACCAGUGGGAAGAUCUCAUACUACACCCACCCCCCCAAAUCUCAGGGGGUGCAGCUUGAGGCCCAAAUCCUGCCAGCACUGGGGCCAGCACUGGACCUGGAGGCUCUGGAACGGGGCGAUGCUGAGGCCCUGGCAGCUGUCCCAGUGACAGUGACAGGGCUCGGGCUUUCCCCGGGCAGUCCUGAGGAGGAAGAGGAAGGAGAAGCCAUGGAGGAUGACAGCGGUGACCUAGAGCUCGGCACAAUGACAGUGGAGCUCAAGCCCCGGGUGAAAUCAGGGGGCUCUGGGGUGGAGUCAGUGCCCCGAGCCCCCAAUCUGGAAGAAGUUGCUGCACUCCCUCCUCUGUUCCAAGGCCAAGGGCUACAGGCAGCUGGAAAAAGGAGGAAAAAGCUGCAAAAAAGAGCAGAGAAAAUUGCCACGAAGCUGUCGCAGACAUUGGAAGCAGCCAUGCAGUUCUGAGGGACCUACAAAUUAAAUUAAAAUACUAUAUUUAA
This is a messenger RNA of Cinclus cinclus, 2116 nucleotides long. It is a transcript of the gene GNL3L, whose product is annotated as G protein nucleolar 3 like. Gene Ontology annotation, molecular function: GTP binding. Gene Ontology annotation, cellular component: nucleolus. Bases 528 to 2081 code for a protein of 517 amino acids. The transcript has 15 exons. The record is from RefSeq and is a predicted model, not a curated record. Lineage: Eukaryota; Metazoa; Chordata; Aves; Passeriformes; Cinclidae.